Molecule: messenger RNA, 9187 nt
Organism: Biomphalaria glabrata
Lineage: Eukaryota; Metazoa; Mollusca; Gastropoda; Planorbidae
Product: guanine nucleotide-binding protein subunit alpha-12-like
Exons: 4
Coding region: 72-1151 (359 amino acids)
Biological process (GO): adenylate cyclase-modulating G protein-coupled receptor signaling pathway; Rho protein signal transduction
Cellular component (GO): heterotrimeric G-protein complex; brush border membrane
Molecular function (GO): GTPase activity; D5 dopamine receptor binding; guanyl nucleotide binding
Source: RefSeq, a predicted model, not a curated record
CAUCGUGCUAUUUAUAGACUAAUGGGAUAAACCGGAAGUUUUCUUUAAGUCAGGGGUGGAGUGAACUUAAAAUGGCGGAAAUUUUAUUCUGUUGUUCUUACGACAACAACAAAGCUGGAAGAAUACGAAGUAAAGAAAUAGACCGGCGACUAAAUAAAGAUCGAGUUACAUUUAGAAGAACGGUACGCGUACUUUUGUUAGGUGCUGGUGAAAGUGGUAAAAGUACUUUUCUUAAACAGAUGCGUAUUAUUCAUGGCUUGGAUUUUGACGAUGAGCAAAUCAGAGAGUUCCGAAUGGUUAUUUACAACAACAUUCUCAAAGGAAUGAGAGUGUUGAUAGACGCAAGACAGAAACUCGGAAUAUCAUGGGGAGAUGAAACGUGUAUAAAAGAUGCAGCAAAAGUGUUUGAUUUUAAUGGUCUUAUAAAAUUAGAUCCAUCAGUUUUUUGUGAUUACCUUGAUUCGUUGAUUAAAUUGUGGCGAGAUUCAGGAAUACGAAAAGCUUUUGACAGAAGAAGGGAAUACCAGUUGGGGGACUCACUCAAGUACUUUUUGGAUAACGUCGCAAGGAUUGGUACGAUAAAUUAUAUUCCAUCAAAGCAAGAUAUUCUACUGGCCAGGAAAGCCACCAAAGGAAUCAUUGAACACCAGAUUAUGAUCAAAGGGGUGCCUUUUAUGUUCAUAGAUGUUGGAGGUCAGAGGUCACAACGCCAGAAAUGGUUUCAGUGCUUCGAAGGAAUUACAUCCAUUUUAUUUUUAGCCUCUGCUAGUGAAUUUGAUCAGGUUUUAAUGGAGGAUCGUAAGACUAACAGAUUGGUGGAGUCUUGCAACAUAUUUGAAACUAUCAUCAACAAUCGAAGCUUUGCUCUAGUAUCGAUCAUUCUCUUCCUUAACAAAAUGGACCUUUUAGCAGAUAAAGUGAAACAGGUGAACAUUGCAGAUUAUUUCACUGACUUCCAUGGCAACCCGCACAAUCUUGACGAUGUCAAGAGGUUCCUCUGCAACAUGUUUGACUCCAGGAGGCGGGAGCGAAGUAAACCACUAUUUCACCACUUCACGACCGCUAUCGACACGGAAAACAUAAAGCAUGUGUUUCAGGAUGUGAAAGACACAAUAUUACAUGACAAUUUGCGCUCACUAAUGCUGCAGUGAGAGAGAGAGAGAUUUUCCUUGCACUUAAGAAAACUGCAAUGCUUAGAACAGGAAUGUUGGAUUAUUUUGUGAUUUACUCUCAGAAGUUCCUGCUGAACUCCUCAAAGAAAAGAUUUUUUUUUUAUGCAGGGAUUCAAUUUUUUUCCUUCCCCACCUUUUUGUGUGUGAACAUAUACGGUGAAGCUCGUACAAUUCAAUGUUCCUGUGAUGGAAAGGUACGACAUUACCACCGAUGGUUAUACAACUGAUGCAAAGGCAAGAGUAACCUCAUUUACCAUGGAAUAUACUUGAGAAUGCAAGAUUAACCAUAGUUAAAAAAAUUAUUAUUUAUUAAUAUUUUCUACUUAAGUAUCACAUGUCCAGUCCUAGGAUCAGACAGAAAUAGAAGCAGAAAUAGAUCCAGAAAAUACAAACUGAGACAUUGAUAAGAAACUAAUGAUAUUUUUAAAUACAGUUGUUGUUUUUUUACAUGGUCUAAUUUAGGGCAAAGGGACAAAACAACUUUGAAUUCAAAUCUUUUUGAUGUCUGAAUAGAAAAUGUUAGGGAGGUGAAGAACUCUUGUUAAACAUGGAGGCGACCAUAUUUCAAGCAAUACUUUCUGAUUAGGUUGUUAAUGUAUAUUUGAUUGUACUCAUUUUAUUGUUUUGCCUCAGGUGUUUUUUUGUUUUUUUUAUUAGUUAAUUUUUCUAACACUAAGAAUAUUGGAGAUGUUAUUGUUCAAGUCUUUUUGAACUGUUUAAUUGGAUUUCUCUGUAGCAUGGAAGAUAGCUGAUGGCAACUCUAGAACAGGCCUUGCUCCCUAUGGUAGAUGCCUCUCUUUGUUUAGGCUCAUGCUUUUGUUUCUUGUUUAGUUUAUAAGAAUUUGUUUCACGACUAGAACCUGAAGUCAAGGUUUUAUUUAAUAUAGAAUGAUUUUGUUCACUUUAUUACAUUUUCUGUUGAUGACAUGAACUUGCAUGUGUUAAUCCAUUUGUUGUUGACUUGUAGAGUUCAAGUGUAUCUAUGUAUGUAUACAUAAUAUAUCUAUAACUAUUCAACUGUAACUCUGAACUAAUAAACAAUUUCAAAGUCUUUUGAUGGCAUGCUUAAAGGAGGAGUGUGAUAGUUACUGUUCUAUUCCCAUUGUUAAUAUUCAGAGGCAUCAUCUGUGUGAUAUCUACAUUAUGUGUUGUUGUUGAAGUAUGCAUUUUAUACACACAUGACAUUUUUUUUAAAUUCUAGAAUGUGGGUCCUUGUUAGCAGAGUACUUUAGCGCUUGGCUUCUAAACCAAUGAAUUCUGGCAAAGACUGCAAAUUUCAAAUUCAAGAUGUUUAAUUUUGCCCCUGAGUCCACUCAAUUCUAAUGUGUAACUAACAUUUGUUGGGGAAAUAAAAAAGCUGUUGGUUGUUCUGGCCAAAUGACACCCUUGUUAACAGAGAAACAAAUGAGCUUUACAUUAUCUUCAUCAUCACAGCGGCAUCUGUACCAGCAGUUCUCAACCUGUGGGUCAUGACCCCAUGGGGUUGAAUUAUAACUAGUCAUGGGUUGCCUAUGACCAUCGUGUUUUUCCCCCCUGCUAUUCGGAUAUGUAAAACAUGACAUUAUACAAAGUGUUUCCACUGACAGUUACUAUUUUGUUUUAUUACUGUAAAUGUCAUUCAAGAGUAGAUGUUGCUGACAAUCGAAUCAGGAUAUCAAACAUUUUUAUUUUAACAGUCUACUUGAGGUAUAUAAAUGAGGAUGAUUUGAAAGACUUAGUCUGAUCUUUUGAAGCAGAAAGAUGCUCAACAUGCAAACUUUGUACUUUCAUAACCAUUUUGCAGCAAUGUAGUUCCCUGUAGUCAUGUUCCACCAUGCUUUUUAAGUUGGCACAUUGUAAUAUACAUGAAUAUGGUGAAAAGGCAAAAGAAAAACAAUAAAGCAAGUCUCUUUUAUUUGUAAUUUAAUUAUAACCAGAAAUUUAUUUUACACAAAAUAUAAUUAUAUAAUGCUUUUCCUCAUCUGGUUGUCAACAAAAAAAAAUAUUUAGCUAAUGUAUAGGCCUUACAUUAUGAUUACAAUAUUAUAUCAAAAGCACAGUAACUUACUUACUUAGGCCUAUGAACAAAAGGUUGAGAACUGCUGAUCUAUAUACAGGCACAGAUUAGGCUGACACAGAAUAAGCAUAGUUUACAUAAUGUCAUUUUGGGGGUACAUUGGAGACAAUAUACAAAGUUGAUGAAUACAUUUUGAAUGUAAUAAUGUAACUUGAAAUAAUUAAUUGAAAUAUUCAAGAAAAUAAGAUUUGUAACUUAAAAGUUGUGUGCAAAAAUGUGGUUUAAAGGAAGAGAGGAUUAAACUUUUGCUCAGUUAUCAUGCUAGAAACCUGUAUGUCCUUCCAUGUUUGAAUGUAAAUUAUGCUUGAUUAUAAACAGAAACAAAUCACUUGUGUAGAAUUGUGAAUCUGGACUGUGUCUCAGGCCUUAUUAUGGUAUGCACUGGAGUGAAGGUGCUGUAUUGUAUAUAUGUGUAUUUACUGGCCUGAGGCACAAGGAACUGAUGGUUAGUCCUUGUGUGCAAUGAACUGAAACUGUCUUUAAUUAAAUCUUGUCAAUUUGUUUCUUAAUUAAUUGUCAUUUUAUGAAUGAAAUGCUUGUUUGAUUCAUUUGAUAUAAUCAUGAUUGUAGAACAAUACACAUUAUUAUACACAUGUUUUUUUUUAAUUAGAGCAAAAUAUUUAUUUUCUUUCACCAAGGCUUUACACACUUUGAACUUUCAAGUAAAAGUUCUUUCAUAAAAAAAAUUGCUUUUGACAUUUUAUGAACCUUUUGUUUACCAAAUCCAUUUCAUCUUUUUAAAUGUAUAAGAUUCAUUCACUAGCAGGAUGUUGGUAAUAAAUUCGUUUAUAAUGCCUAUACUUUAAAAAAGAAAAAAAAAAAGCUUUAGAAUCAUAGAGCUAUUUUUUGAAUUCAGUGACAUGGAUGAUACUAUACUUCUUAACUUUGUUGAGAAAAUUCAUUUGUAGUCAGGACACAUUUAUUUGAUCCUUUUGAAGUUAAUUGUUGAUGUCAGUUGGUAUGCUGGAUGUUUUAAUUGUACAAACUUGUCUGGAUGAAUAAAGAUCUGUGCUGUCAACAUCUCACUCAUUGAACAACUUCUACCCUGGCUGUCAUUCUCUCCCUUGGAGCUGCUGCCAGACAUGUUGAGUGGCUAACUAGUCCACUGUGUCGUAUCUACUGACAUUUCUUACUUAGGCCUCUCAAAUUGUUCAUGCUCCCUUUCCUUGGUGCUUUAUCUUGAUAUGUUUUAUACGUUCUGAAUAUAUACUAAAUCUUCCAUUGAAAAUUUGUACAUGAUCCUUUUCUUGAGUGCUUUAUCAAUUUCUUUAUUUUCUGAGUACAAAAUAUUCCAUUGAAGGCAUGAAUGCAUGUACUAAAUCUUCCCUUGAUUGUUUUCUUCCACUGGGAAACUUAAUGUUUCAAUCUUUUGUAUGAGAUGAAAUUCUUUUUGACUAUUUGUUCUUAAUUUAAUGGAGAAACAACUGGGAUAUGUACACAUACUAUGUGAACUUUGUUUAGGAAUACAUGCUCAUUAUUAAGAGUUUUUUUCUUGUAUUUAUGUCUACAUUGUAUAUUAGAAAAGGAGAAAGCUAGUCAGCAUUGUUGGUUAAGAAUACUUUUUUUUUUCUCUCUGUAACUAUAUUGUUAUAAUUUAAUUAUUUAUUUUAGUUAAUAGUCCUACAGAAAAUUGUAUCUACUACUUUAAGUUGAUGUAUUUCCCUAACUACCAAUAUUGAGCACAGCAUUGUACUAUGAGCUUGGACCACACAAAGAAAAGCAUGACGAUGGACCACCUUUGUUUGUUGUUAACUGGUGAUGCACUACAAUACUAAUAAUCUUCUGAUGUCUUGUAUCAGCAUUUAGUCACACAUUCUGUCAUUAGGAGCUUAUGUUUUACUUAUACACACCAUUAUAUGCCCAGUUUUAAUGUUGACUUCAUCUUCCACUUCCAUCAAGAUGUAUUGACUGUAUUAAACUUAACGCAAGGAGUGUAUACCAAAAUGUGAGCCAUGUGAAAUAAUUACAUGGUCAAUAUUUGUGCUCUUUCUGCUAAAUCUCUCCACAUGAUUUUCGGUAUCCGCUUACAAGUAAAUCUCCUAUGUUCAGCUUAUAUUUGUUAUACCCUGAGUUACAAACAGUAUUUCAUCCUAAACAUUGCUGACAAUUUAAAACUAUAGUCUAUUGAAGCAGUCAUAUUACUUAGACAGAAGAAAACUAGGAUUUCCCAAAUACCAUAAAAAUGUAUAGUUAAAAUCCACUGCUUUCAUAUUCUUGUUACAUAGCUGUGUAUUUUUGGUUUUGUGUGACAUUGGGUUCAUUUAUUUGAUGUGGGCGUUAAUUGCAGGAUGGAUAGUUGCCGCUUGAAUAAAACUUUGUCAUUUGUCUACUGAGGUUAAAGUGAAAUGAACUAUAUUCCAGACCGCUUUUCUUUUGUUAAGUUGUAUUUCACUAAGGAAAUUAUUGAUGUUCUUUAUGUAAUAGAAAAAUAAAUAUUGUUAUUGCAUUUAUAUUUCUAGCCCAAUCAGCUGUUACUUGUGCUUAUAACAAAAAAAAACUGUUUUAUUCUUAGUGCUUCCACCUAUUCUUUUGUUGAUUUUUUUUUUGAUAAACAUAACAUUGUUGAGAUGCUUUUUGUGCAUGAAAAAAUAAAACCUUUGAUAAGUUUGUUCAAUCUCAUUUUAAUGGAUCAAUUUUUAAAUGCAUUGUUUUGUUUUGUUUUUCUUUGCUUCCUAUGAACAGAAUAUUCAUUGUGGUUAAGGCAUGGAGGCCUACAGUCAUUAUUUAUAGCUUUAGAAUGGGUUAUGGAAACCUAAAGAUAAUUAGCUAUCAACUGCAGUCAUAAGUGGGAAAUACUGCUGCAGUUCAUUUCUAUCUACUUAGUUAUAACAGUGUACUUCCAUCCUCUGAUACUGAACCAAUCAUAGCAUGCUUUAUGUAACUAUACAAUAUUUGUAAUGCUCUUCAUAAAGGUUUUAAAAAAUGUCAACUUAGUUACAUUGCUCAACAUAAAGUUUUUUGUUUGUAAUUUAAAUACUAGAGUACUUCCCGUUUCUACAUCUUUUCUCCCAUUUUGUUUAUAAGGCAAUACAGUGUUAGUAAACAAUAUUAUGUGCCUUUUGUUUCUUAAUGUAUGGUUUGUAAAAAUGGUCAUUAUAUGGUUGGUCUCCAAAAAUGUAAGAGGCAAAUUUUAUUCAGAUUUUCUUAAAGAAUGAAUAAGUUUCUGGAAACAAAAUUAGAAUUUUGCAAUAGCCUCCCAUUUCAUUGAUUUUAUCCUCUGAACUAGUUUUCUGUUCAUAUUUGUCAGAGAUUGCAUUAGUAUUGUUGUGCCUUAUUCUAUCCAUUAUUCUAUCUUUUCACUAUUUACUUUGAUUCAGAGUAUGCUGCUUCAUCUUAAAAGCUAGAACAUGGUCUCCUUUAUUUCCUUGUGUAUCUUUCACCCAAAUAAUGUAUUCAUGUAAGCUUUAACUUCAAUGUAACAUUGGCCAUGAUUGAUCAGUUUUACUAACAUCCAGAUUGUUUUUUUUUAAAUAAAUUCAUUUGACUUCCUUUAUACAAAAUGUGUUUAUAGAUAAAAUAGUGUUAAUAUCAUUUGAUCAAGAUUAAUAUAUAUUGAUAUCAGCUGGUUUAGCUGGUUGCACCUAGUCAUGAGUCAUGUUAGAGGCUUAAGUUUCAAAGGUCUAAGGUUAUUAUGUUUAUUAUGUCAGAUGAAUGAUGAUAAACUGCUAAAUGUCUAUAUGUGAAUAUUAUUUUGUUUUUCCUGGCUUAAAAUUGAAAAGAUUAAAAUAGUCUAAAAAUAGGUUUAAAAAUCCAAUUAAUAGGUUGGUAGAUCUAAAAGUACUGUUGAUAUGAUUGAUAAAGUUAUGACUUAUUUUAGAAAAAUUCUCUUUAUAGGGCUGAGCUUCCUAUUGAUAGGUGGAUUGGGACAAGCUCCCUGUUGAUAGGACUCAGAUCACUGAGAUUCCUGGCAAUAUGGUAAAUAAAAAAAAGAUGAUAUAUUUUUGAAAUCCUUGUUGAUAGGAAAGAGAUAUAAUAGCUAACCUAUUUUUUAGAGCCCUCUUGAAAUGGUUGACCUAUUUCUUAGAGCCCUCUUGAAAUGGUUGACCUAUUUCUUAGAGCCCUCUUGAAAUGGUUGACCUAUUUCUAAAAGCCCUCUGAAAUAGUCGACCUAUUUCUUAGAGCCCUCUGAAAAUUGUUGACCUAUUUCUUAGAGCCCUCUGAAAUUGUUGACCUAUUUCUUUGAGCCCUCUGAAAUGUAUUUCUGUUCAAGUGUAACAUUUUCAACUGACAUGGUAGCUCCUGAAAUCCAACAAAGAAAUAUUCCAAUUUGAACCUGGGGCAUUCAAGUGCAUUUACAUUUGCCACCAUUAUUCUACAAAGAAAAAAAGGGGGAGGGGUAUACGUAGCAAAAAAAAACAAAACCUUUUUCUGUUUGGGAUGAGCUUCUGUCAUUGUGUCAUUGAAUUAUGUUUUAACUUCUAUUUAUUUAUUUUUUUUUUUUUUUUUUUUUACUUCUGCCAUAUGUCAGCAGUGUUGUGAUUUGAAAUGAUGCCACUGUCUAGGAUGCCUUCAUUUGUAUCUAUGUGCUGUUUUUUUGUUUUUUUUACAAUGAAUUUUUUUUUCACUCAUUUAAGUAUGACUGUUGGUUCUGUUUAUGUUUUACUUUUACAAAGUAAUGUUUUAAAUGUACCAUAUGAUAUAUAUAUUUAUAAUAUAUAUAUACCGGUAGGUAAAUAAGAGUUACUUCUCCUGUACACCUUUUGUUAUUUCUGUAUUUGACAUCACUGCAAGAAGUGAAUAGGUUGUUGACUCUUGUUUUUUUCCUUGCAUUUGUUUUUUAUUUCUAAACUUGUUUGUUUUGGAUGUAUGUAUGACGCUAUAUUAGAGUUCUUUUUUUUUGUCUUCUUUAUAUUAUUAGAUAAUGUGAAAAAAAAAAGGGUCACUGCAAAAAUAGUUAUGCAGUCAAAUCUGGUUAAUUGGACCAGCCACUUGUUCAGACCAAAACCUAAAAUACUGAAACCAAUCCUCUUAUACAAGUGAAUUCUGUUAAUCAGACUAGCUGGUUAUUGCUUUCUGAUGUAGUUCUAUGUACUAGAUUCAACUGUACCAUAUAGACUCUAGAGUUAGAAGCAAUCUUAGUUUAGUUUGACAUAACUAUGGAAAAGUGGAUGUUGGGAAGAAAGAAGGUCAAAGAAUCACUCAGUUAUAGGGAAAUAGAGCCAGUCUCAAGUAGUUCUCACAAAUGUAAUCCUGACAGUCACAGUGACUGGUUGCUAUAGAUUCUUUUAAAGUUUGGGUUUUUCCACUUGAGUUUGGGGAAUAAGAGGAACAGGGUUUAGUUUUCAGAAAGUCUGUUAUGGCUGAAGUCUUAAGUUUGAUUAUAUUCAUACAAGCUGAGAUAAGAUGAGUUUUAAGUGCAUGAGUUUUAGAUGACUGCAAUCUACAAGUCUUCAUUUUAAUGAAAUAUAUACAAGAAAUUGUUAUGAUAAAUCUAAGGUCAAAGGAAUUUAAAUGCACGAGUUCUAGAUUACUCCAGUGUUUCAUAGCCUACAGGAGCUCCUUAAUAGCCUUGUUUUACAUUAUGUAAAUGUUAUUAGUGAUGAAUAGGUAUAUACAUAAAUGUAUGGUAACUCUCUCUCUAUAUAUAUAUAUCAAGCUCCAUGUGUGUACUAUAAAUAUGCCUCUGCAGUACUUAGUUAUGUGAUCUGUGUCAGUGGCUCUAGGAUGUUUGACAACUACAUUAACAUAAAUGAAUGACUGUUUUGGAUAUAUGCCAAAAAAACAAAACAUGUCUUGAUAUAUUAUAUUUAUAAAUACAUAUAUAGGCCUAUUUACACCAGUCUGCAUGUGUAUGCCAGUGUGAUUGUAAAGAUGUUUUAUUUGUGUUCCUGUAAUUAUUCAUGCCAGCUUUGUGUGAGGAGUGAAAGGAAGUAAUCAUUGUUUGCUGUAACAGACAACUCUCCAGGAGGAAAUAGGAACUAUGUAAUAAAACUAAAAAAAAAAAUUGGGAAUAUGUCAA